CGCGCAAGGAUUUGGGAAAUCCCAAAAAUAUAAAGCAUAUUAAAAAAAACAUAUUAACGAAACAAUUGGGUGGGUAAACUGUAUAAGAAAAAAAGCCAACUUACUCAUCAUUAGGCUCGGAAGCAUGGCUCUGAAUGUGAACGCGAGCUGCGCGCUCUGCGCGUCCCCGCCGCCGGGACAGGACUCCGGCGCUGUGUCUGGUUCUCUGGCUGCUAUCCUCAUCUUCACCAUCGUGACUGAUGUGAUAGGAAACGCGCUGGUUAUUCUGUCCGUCUACCGCAACAAGAAGCUCAGGAACGCAGGUAAUAUAUUUGUGGUGAGCCUUUCUGUGGCUGACCUGAUGGUGGCGCUUUACCCAUACCCCCUGGCCCUGCUGGCCAUCUUCCACGGCGGCUGGACGCUUGACGCAGUGCAGUGCCAGCUGAGCGGCUUCAUUCUGGGCCUUGGUGUUAUCGGCAGUGUCUUCAACAUCACAGCCAUCGCCAUCAAUCGCUACUGCUACAUCUGCCACACGGUGCACUACGAGCGUUACUACACACGUCGCAACACUUGUCUGUGUUUGAGUCUCACAUGGCUCCUGAGUGCCAUCGCAACGCUGCCCAACUUCCUGCUCGGUUCGCUGACGUACGACCAUCGGGUCUUCUCCUGCACUUUUACGCAGACCGUUAGUUCUUCAUACACAGCGAGUGUUGUGCUGGUCCACUUUCUAAUCCCAUUAGCUGUCGUGUCAUUCUGUUACCUGCGUAUCUGGAUGCUGGUGAUCAGGGUCAAAGGUCGUGUGCGGCCCAGAUCCUGCGCACGGGCUGCUGACUUGCGCCACUUUCUAACAAUGUUUGUAGUGUUUGUGCUUUUCGCGGUGUGCUGGGCACCGCUGAACUUCAUCGGCCUGGCUGUGGCACUAGAUCCAGUCAACGUGGCACCAAAGGUACCCGAGUGGCUCUAUGUGGCCAGCUACUUCCUGGCAUAUUUCAACAGCUGCCUGAACGCUGUUGUCUAUGGCCUCCUCAACCAGAACUUUCAACGAGAGUACAAGCAGAUCCUUCUCUCACUUUGCACACCCAGAGCUCUGCUCCAUUGUAACUUCCAAUCUAAGGCCAUUAGGAGCACGCAAUCCCCUGCAGUGACCAACGACAUCCUGGUGGAGGCUCAACUGUGAACAAUGGGUGAAGUUUGGUAUUUGGUGGUUCUUUAGAAAACGCUUGAUAUAAAGACUCUACAUGGGGAAUACAAAUAUUGUAUAGUGUACUGCAGGAAAGUAAAAUAAAUGUUAAUAAAAACUGUAAACCUGUAUGUAAAGGGGUUUAUGCAGAUUUUAGACCUAAGUGCCUAUAAAGACUGUUACUAUAGUCUUUAAAAAUAAUCUGGUGAAUGCUUAUCUUUUGGGGUGGGGCUAUGAGAGGAAGAGGGCUUACCUACUUAACAAAAUGAAAAAUAAUUGAGUUUGACAAAAGCUUUAAAAAGUGCACAACAUUUUCAAUCCAAGCCAGCAAAAAAGCCCUAACCCUUAACCCUAACCCUUA
This is a messenger RNA of Tachysurus fulvidraco (yellow catfish), 1520 nucleotides long. RefSeq names its product melatonin receptor 1C (gene mtnr1c). Gene Ontology annotation, molecular function: melatonin receptor activity. Bases 125 to 1156 code for a protein of 343 amino acids. Lineage: Eukaryota; Metazoa; Chordata; Actinopteri; Siluriformes; Bagridae. The transcript is spliced from 2 exons. The record is from RefSeq and is a predicted model, not a curated record. Gene Ontology annotation, biological process: G protein-coupled receptor signaling pathway. Gene Ontology annotation, cellular component: membrane.